AUUUCGUGCUGUAAGGCACAAUACACCGCUGUUUAUACAACAUAUUUAAAUUGCUCGUCUCCUUUCAUUAUACCAACUUCCUGGCCUAGAUAAACACAGCAGAAUGUCGACCAGCAAGCCCAUUCUGAUCUCCGGCGCUGGCCUUGGGUCACUCCUCCUUGCCCAGUCCCUGCGACUGUCCAAGAUCCCUUUCAAGAUCUUCGAGCGCGAUGCGUCAUUUGUGUUUCGCGCCCAAGGGUACCGACUCCGGCUAUCGUCAGAAGGCCUCGACGCUAUCGAAUCCGUGCUCGACGCUCAAACAUGGCAGAAGUUUUGGGAUAAAUGCGGUAAAACCGGUGGUAGUGGCUUCACCGCAUUCAACGCCGUGACCGGGGAGCAGACGGAGCAUACUGUGCCUGAGCAGCUGUCGUCACGAGACGGCAAGAUUGUCGGGAUAGCCCGGGGAGACAUGCGGAAGGUCUUCGCCGAGGGCUGUGAAGAUCACAUUGAAUGGGGCAAGCACGUUACGGGCUACGAACUCACCGACGACGGUGUCCAGGCAACGUUUUCCGAUGGCACCAAGUCGGUCGAAGGAUCGAUGCUCAUUGGAGGUGAGGGCAUAUACUCCAAGGUUGCACGACAGCUCUCGGGCGGAAAGCUCAAGGUCUACGAUACGGGCGCCAGGGGCAUACACGGCCAGGCGCCUACCACGGCCUUCAAAGGCCUAGGCGAAGGCGUCUUCAGGCUCCGAGAUGAAACUCACCCGGAAGGUUCCGUUUUUAUCAUCACCAACGUUCGCUCCGAUGAUAUGGACGAUCCGAAUGUCCAAUUCGGCUGGACCAUGGGAGGUCAGCCAGGCGUCAUCCGCGCCCCCAACGACGACUUCUCCAUCGUGGGAAAGCAGGCUGCUGAUAUCGCCAAGUCCAUCUCCAAGGAUUGGCAUCCACGCUUCAAGCCGCUAUUCGACAACAUGGACGAGUCCGAAGCCGCCUUCUGGAAGAUUACGUGCUCGACCCCGUCAGGUGUGCCGCAGUGGCCCAACGAGCCUCGUGUGACCGUCAUUGGUGAUGCCGUUCAUUCCAUGACUCCUGCGGGAGGGAUUGGCGCCAACACUGCCGUUCGAGACUCCGCCUUGCUUGGGAGGCUAUUUCGCGAGGCUGGUGGCUACAAGGCUGGCAUCACACUUGCCUAUGAGGACGAGAUGAGGGUUUACGCCAGCGAGGCUGUUCACCAGAGUUAUACCACUGCCGUUGGUGGAUUUGGCGUCAAGAUUGACGAAAGCACUAGCCCAGUGGUGUAGAUACAGUGUCUGUGUAGGGGUGUGUCGGGACAGCGGACAUUGUGUCAUGUAUGUGAGGCUGAAUAGUCACUAAUUUCAGAAUCACCGCACCUCGAAUACUAGGCCUACUACAUACACCACGUACCGUACCUAGUGAACUAUGAUCAAGCGUAUACGUAACAAUGUGAC
Ilyonectria robusta is the source of this 1447-nucleotide messenger RNA. RefSeq lists its product as uncharacterized. The record is from RefSeq and is a predicted model, not a curated record. The coding region runs from base 104 to 1279 and encodes 391 amino acids. Lineage: Eukaryota; Fungi; Ascomycota; Sordariomycetes; Hypocreales; Nectriaceae. The transcript has a single exon. Gene Ontology annotation, molecular function: FAD binding.